UAAUUGUGGUAAACAACUUCAAUGGGAUAUCAAUUGUGACAAAUCGAGACACCAUUUAUGUUGGAUGAUGCGGUCAACUUUUCUCUUCGCAUUAACAGAAUUUCACCAAUAUUUGAGUAACCUAAAUACCAAUUCAAAGCGCUUGACACAUCACUAAGUAGCAAAGAUGAGGGGAAUAUACUUCUUGCUUAUAUUGUGUACGUUAGUUCUUUCAACAAUAGCAGCUUGUAAGUGUAUGUCAAAUAUUGUUGCUUUCUCUAGCCACUAACUGUCCGUACAGCACCUCCAUCUUUUUGCAAAUGUACCUGCUUUACGAAUAGCACCAUCAUUCCCUUGUCUUCUCAUUCGAGCUCUUCAUCUGAUAAAUCAGACUCCAAACACGACUCUCGUGCUCCAGCGGCGACAUGUACUAUGUGCAAUCGAGCAUUCUGUCUCGCCCAACGACUACCGAUAUGUAAAGAGGCCGAAGAGAAAGAUGUAUUCACAACAUGCUUUCAGCGAGAUAGCAGAAAGGAUCAGAUCGUAGUCCUGACAUUCAUUGCUGGUACUUUAGGCUUGCUUGGUUGGGCAGCGGUGAGAAAAGUUGUUGAUAAAAGGAAAGGUUUACACGUUGGAAUUGGCGACACGCAACCAGGAUAUACUCCCGUUGGAGUUAGAUGAUCACGCCGUCGGUAGAUCAAAACGUCGAGGAGAAGUGCGUAAGUAUGCAUAGUUUGAGGGAACAAGGCAUUUUCCUUCCAAAAUUUGCCAUAUUUUUAAAGUCUUUUAGCUUAUGACGGAUUCAGCACAUGAAAAACAAUGCCGAGUGCCAAUAUGUC
Molecule: messenger RNA, 818 nt
Organism: Sclerotinia trifoliorum
Lineage: Eukaryota; Fungi; Ascomycota; Leotiomycetes; Helotiales; Sclerotiniaceae
Source: the annotation of a GenBank genome assembly